AUGCCCUCAACUUUCCCCACCUCCUCAGCAUCAAGCUUCCCCGGGCCUUUUCGAAUCGCCAUCAUCGGCCUAGGCGGCAUCGGUUCAACCUUUGCCUUCCAUCUCUCCUCCAAAGGACACCAUGAGAUCACCGCCAUCGUCCGUCCCAAAUCAAAGCGCUACGACCAACUUUCCACUUCUAAAGCCAUACUCACUACGUCCAAAGAAUCAGCUCCCUUGAGUUCAGUGGAGCAGGCUCUAGAUCCGACGAUCGAGUACGAUCUCGUCAUCGUCACUUUAUUGGCUCAUCAAGUCCAAGGAGACGUACUUGAGGCUCUACGACGAUCCAAAGCUAAAGGAAUUCUGUUCAUGUUCAACCAAGUCGAUCCCGAAGGAUUAUCACGCGCCGUACUACUCGAACCGACCUCGGACAACUCCUCUUCAAACCCGUCCUCCGCACCUCGUAUCCUCGCCUUCGGCAUGCCCUUCGUCCAAGGCUUUCUCCUCCCCAGCGGCGAACUCAGCCACAAGCUCGGGGCAAUGGGCGCCCAAUCUCUCCUCUCCCACCCCCCCUACGUAACCCUCUUCAACGCCUGCUCCCUUCCCGCCUCCCACGAACCUCAAAUGAAGCGAUGGCUCGAAUCCCACGUCCCUCUUUGUAUCGCCUUCGAAUCAAUCUCGUACAAAGCCAUGUCGAACAAUCCACCCAAAGGAACUGGAGCGACUUGGGCUCAGGCGAAGCUUGUAGCGAAAGGGACGAGAGCCAGCUUUCGCCUCGUCGAAACCGUUCAUGGGAGGCCGAUUUAUCCCAGCGGGAAGAGAUGGUUCUCCUUUGCGCCGGUUUGGUGCAUGGCAGGUGUGUUCUGGGGGAUGUCGAGGAUUCCUAGUGUUAGGGAACUGUUGGCUAUGGGCGUGGAGGAGAGCAGGCGGUUGGUCGAUGAAUUGGUUGAGAGGGGGGAAAAGGAGGGGAAGGAGGAGUUGUUGAGCGCUGUGAGGGCGAUGAGGGCCUAG
Microbotryum saponariae is the source of this 990-nucleotide messenger RNA. The record is from the annotation of a GenBank genome assembly. NCBI's taxonomy places the organism in Eukaryota, Fungi, Basidiomycota, Microbotryomycetes, Microbotryales, Microbotryaceae.